Molecule: messenger RNA, 1419 nt
Organism: Laccaria bicolor S238N-H82
Lineage: Eukaryota; Fungi; Basidiomycota; Agaricomycetes; Agaricales; Hydnangiaceae
Exons: 4
Coding region: 1-1419 (472 amino acids)
Source: RefSeq, a predicted model, not a curated record
AUGCAUGAUGUUCAUGACAGCCCUGCCUGGCGAGAUUUGACAGGCCUUUUUUCUACUGCUCGCCAUCUGGUCUUUGGGAUAUAUAUUGAUUGGUUUAAUCCUUUUACAAACAAGAUUGCUGGAAAGCAUGCAUCUUGUGGUGCCAUUGUUCUUUAUUGUCUGAAUCUUCCUCCACACUUGCACUAUCUGCCUGAAAACACAUUUAUUGUUGGCCUCACUCCCCCACCAAAUGCACCAGAUAUGAUCACCAUCUCCCACAUUAUUGAACCCCUCAUUGAUUCUGUUCUCAAAUAUGCCACUCCUCCAGGUCAACACCUUCCUACAUUUCGACAUCCUGCUGGUGUUUGGUUUCAGAUAAAAGUUGCACCCCUUAUUUCUGAUAUAGAGGCAAGUCACAAGGCUGGAGGAUUUAUGGCUCAUGCAGCCACACUUUUCUGUUCUUUUUGCCUCUGUACUGCAGACCAGAUUGAAGAGCUCAACCUUCAGUCUUGGCCUUUGCGUCAAUGUGCACAAGUACGAGAUCAGGCUCAAGUAUGGCUGAACACAGCAACAAAAUCUGGUCACAAAGCUCAGGCUCAAUCUACUGGGGUGCGGUGGACUCCUCUCCACCAUCUGCCUUACUGGGAUCCUGUUAAACAUGUUCUUCUUGGGUAUAUGCACAACUGGCAGGAAGGAGUGUUAAAACAUCAACUCCGUGUUCUGUGGGCCAUUGGGCCACAAGAGGGUUCUCAGAAUACUGGUCAGGCAAUUGAUGAGGAGGAACAGUGGACUGAAACAGAUGUAUCUGAGUCUGCAAGUGAGCUUGAUGAGUUACAUCGAGAGGCAGCAGAGGCAGAAGCAGCACCCCUCCACCAAAACCCUUCAUUCUCAUCCCAGCAUUCUGGCCGAUCUUCAAUGCUUUCUGGAACACCAACUCAAGAUGAACCACAUCCCUAUGCAUUUGACAUGCAGGAUGAGCGACCUCCAACAAACCUUGGAGAACCAAGUCAUGGGAAGCUGAAAGCUCAUGAGUACCUCACACUCUUCAGCUGUAUCUUUCCACUUAUAAUUCCAGAGUUCUGGCACUCUGAAACAAUGACAAAUCUUCAGCACCAACAUCUCCAAUCCUUUCACCAUCUUGUUGCAGCCACAAACAUACUAUCAUCCUUCAAGACUUCUAAUGCCAGUGCAGAUGAAUACACUGGUCACUACAUUCAAUAUCGGCAAUCCAUCCAAGCUCUAUUCCCUCAUGUUCACUCAAAGCCAAAUCAUCAUUACGCCAUGCACAAUGGGGCUCUACUAAAAUAUUGGGGUCCUCUACCACCUCUUAGUGAGUUUGCAGGUGAGCGGAUGAAUGGCAUGUUGCAGAAGAUCAAAACAAAUUGGAGGUUUCGAGAUCUUGAUUUAACGAUGCUUCGCCAAAUGAGUCAUAGAGGCUGA